This is a messenger RNA of Mya arenaria, 4194 nucleotides long. RefSeq lists its product as uncharacterized. Gene Ontology annotation, molecular function: BMP binding. Gene Ontology annotation, biological process: negative regulation of Wnt signaling pathway; negative regulation of BMP signaling pathway. NCBI's taxonomy places the organism in Eukaryota, Metazoa, Mollusca, Bivalvia, Myida, Myidae. The transcript is spliced from 2 exons. The coding region runs from base 749 to 1558 and encodes 269 amino acids. The record is from RefSeq and is a predicted model, not a curated record.
AUAUCGAAGCUAAAUUUAAAGUAGAGGUGAUAAGGAUUUAAAACUGUAGUUGUUUAUUUGUUCGUUUGCUAACCUAAUAUAACAGAUAAAAGAAGUUAAUUUACUACACACAAUUUUUUACUGUUUUAAAACAGUUGUGGCUAAAAUACAUUGAUAGGAAUCAAAAGAUUCACAAGCGGUUUAAUGAAUGAAUGAAAAUAGUUUGCCCAUUCAGAAAAGAGCUUAGCAAAGGUUUAGAUAAAAACUAUACGCUUGAAAGGUUUGUAGUUUCGGCAAGGUAAAAUAACUACAUUGAUUGAUAGCUACGUUCGGCAAAGCCCGCCUUCUAGUAAGCUCGCGGAUUGUCGCAAUGAACAUAGCUUUAUACGAUAUGGAAAGCUAUUCGUUAAGACCAGGGCAGUAGCAGACUAACCACGUACAUAUAAACAUACACACAGUUUCAUUAAGGAAUUAUUCUGUCUUCGAUGCCAUGUGGUAAAAGCGAAACGAUAUUUGUGCAACAAUAAGAAGGAAGCAUUUGAUGAAUAAAGUUCGAAAUUAUAAAAUAAUUUCGAUUUGCGAAUUUAUUGAAUUAAGAAUGUGAAGCAAAGUUGAUGCUAUAACAUAAUAUCUGGAGUGGAAUUACAAUUUUGAAAACAGAUAAAAGUGGUUUAUACUUAUAAGAAUUUAUUUGCGAUUUUUUUCCAACGAGUGCAGAUUGAGAAUGUACCAUAAGCAUAAUACCUAAUUGGAUAUCAGAUGGUGAAAUAUGCGGCUAUACUGGACGGUACCAAUUCUGGUCGCCAUGCACAUGCGACUCACGUUCACGGCGGUUGCAAAUCUACCGGAAGCGUCAGGGGAAACGCAUGUACGUGAAAAUGGACGGCAGCGUAAACAAAACCCCCAUAGAAAAGACUCGUCAAACACUUACACAACUGAAUGGCCAGACGAUGUUCAACUUGGCUGCAAAGAGCUCCGAGCAAAGCGCUACAUUUCGGACGGGUUCUGCACUUCGCUAAAAGCCAUCAAGGAGGUAGUUUGCGCGGGACAAUGUAUGCCGAUAAAGGAGCAGAACCUCCCAUGGUGGGCGGAGUUCACAAAAUAUUGGGCGAAGCCAAAGUUUAAGGAAUGGAGGUGUGUGGAAGCAGUUACAAAACUUAAAAAAGUGCAAUUAAUUUGUGAAAAUGGCGAGACAAGAACAUAUAAGAUUAAAAUCGUUAAAUCGUGUAGGUGUAAGAGUUACGAACGAGAGCCUAACAGAACUGAUCUGAGAAAAGGCAGCUCAGGUCGUGGCAGUAGAGAGAGUGGAGAUUCAGAAAAGAAAACUGACAAAUUACAAAAAAAACGUGAAAGGGACCAAAAGAAACAACAAAGAAGAAAACUCUUUAGGAAAUGCCGGAACCUUCCAAAGGAGGAAAGGCGUAAAUGUAGAAAGCAGGUGCAAAAAGAAUUGUCUAGUAGUACAAGUGAUAAAAGUAAUAAGCAUUCCUUAGACGUGCAAAGUAAUGGUGAGCUAGAUUUAGGUUCUACUCGAAGGCACAAUGUAACAUUGACUUUUAAUGAGUCGCCAGACGUAUAGCAUUUUUGGGAGGUUUUCUUAUGAAAUGUUGUAUUUGUUUCAUGGAAUUGUGAACAAAAAACACGAUGGAGCAUUUCUGUUUGACAGAAUAUGUAAUGUAGAGCGUGUUUUGUUCUGUAUGGCGAUAUAAGCCCAUUGCUGGUGAGAAAGUGGAGAGGGAUUACCCUGGUUUUGCUGAUGGUUUGGUAAUAUAUGGACAAUAUAAACACUCACAUGAAGUUCAAUUGGAUAUAAAUCGCAUUCCAACCGGUAUUACUCUCCUGUUCAGGAAUACGUUUGCAUAAACUACAAUUGUAUUUGCAAAUUUACAUCUAUCGCCGCAUGGAUAAAGCGUUAUGGUUGUGUAUACGACACAAAUAUGGACAUUUCGAAUGGGCAGGUGUUCCUGUUUAAGCUCAGAUACAUUCUUGUAGAUUUCAAACAAGUACGUCAUGGGACGAUUUUCAAUAGAACCACACCACAGAAGCGCUGACCUGUGCUAUUUAUUAUUCAUUUGUUAGUGUUUUUGUACAGAAACCCUUUGUUGUGUUGCUAGUAUUGUUAUUAUUAUUAUGUGGUUAUUUUAUUAAAUAGAAAAUGUUGCAUUUUAGCAAUACUUGCAACUUCUAAGCCUUUUGCCAUCGUCAGUAUAUAUGUACAUCAUUACAAGUUUGCUAUAAAGUAUUUCGUUUUAUACCAGUUCAUACAGCAUUAGUAGUUUUUAUGUUUAAAUACAAUUGAUGUAAAGACAAUUCAUUUUGUUAUAGGUAUAAGAGAUUACAAACCAAACCAUACAAAAACCAUAAAUCUACAAAUAACAGUACAUAUCUUGUUUUGUACAUUUAAGUAUAGUUUUAUAUUGUUAGAAUGGAGGGAAAGUGGGAUUUAAUUAGCGCAUCGCAAUCGAAAACAAAGAUUAACAUUAGUAAAUCGAUCAAAUUUAACAUCAAAAUGAACGCAUGAAACACAUUCGACAUUAACUCGUAAAAUCUUAUUUUAAUUUGUAAAAAAAUAGGAUUUCUUGACGCAAUCGUUGAUACCAUUACCUUCCUCUGACAUGCAUUAUUUUUCAAAGCAUUUUUAUUAUACAGUCAAAACUCGGUAUGUCGAAGUCGUUGGGUCCUUGAGGAAUAAUUCGAGAUAACGAAUAUUCGAUAUAACCGGUAAAAAAGGUUUAUAACUUAAAUCAUACAUUCGAUAAAAAAAAUCAUAAUAACCAGAACAUCGAGAUAAAAGAGUUCUACAUAAGGAGUUUUGACUGUACAUAUUUCAUAUUGUCAUACCAUAUUAAAAUGUACGUGUUGUUACAGUAUAUAUAUAAAACUAACAUUUCAUAUCAUUUUGUGCCAGUAAGAUAAACCAUGUGAUGCGUUGUCAGUCAUCGUGUAAGUGUUGUAUAUAUAUAAUUGUGAAUUUAAUUAAUUUCUUAGUCAAAGGAAACCUUUAUAAUACAACAACAAGAACGAUUUCCUUUUAUAGGUAAAUCCAGGUUUUGAACGCACUUUAGCCGGCAAAGCAGAUUAUUUUCGGUGAAUAUAUCUAUGUAUGCUGUAAAUGUGUAAAAAGAUUUCAUGAAGCGUUUCACAUGCAGUUUAAACAUCAUCAAUUAUAUUUAUGUAGCCAAUAUGGGGUGUGAAUGGUAAUGACGUCAUGAUCAUAUUUCUUUUACGCCGCAUUUGUUUACAAAUAUCUGUGUUUUUCUUCAAAAUUUUGCCGCAAUUCCAACAUUUAUGAACGUCUACAACAAUAACAGCAACAACUACUACUACAAAUACAUUCGGAACUCCUCUGCCAUUUUUCUCGAAAACAACCUCGGAUGUAUGCCGGUACAUCAGUAGAAGUAGUUCGUUUUUUUUCUUUGGAUUUUAUCAUUAAUUAAAUGUAGUGUUUUAGCUUGUAUUUAUUGAUCUAAGUUUAAAUUGAUUGCCAGCGAAGUCUAUUAUUGCAGACAUAAUUAAGAUUCCCAAGAGUUAAGUUAUUAACUUUAACUGCUAAAUUGAAUUACUACGCGAUCUACUUGCAGCGGAUUUAAACAAACCGAUUUCUGAGUAUGUAAACCGUCCAUAUACAUCCGAGGUUGUUUCCGAGAUUAAUGGCCGAGGAGCUCCGAAUGCUACACGUAUAUUUGAUUCUCCGACCAGGUCGAGAUAUUAAGACAAAACGUUGUCAUUGGCAUCGUGUAAAGACGCCAAUAAAACAUGUUUGCUUCUUCUCCUCGUGGUCGUCAUAAUCAUAGCAAUGCUGGCUAAUGUCAUUACUAUUGGUGACGUCGUCUGCCAAAAUGAGUCAUGUUUAGGUAUUCUCGUAAACAACAAAAAUGGAAAGUUUACCAACGAACUAUAAUUACAAAACAACGUUAUAACAAUGUGUAAAAUUGAAAUAAAGAUUUUUUUCGAAAACAAGAAAUAUAAAUAUUCAGGCACGAAACCUCGCAAAAUGCGUCCCCAUGACUCAUUCUCGCUAUGAUGUCACAUUUCAAUUACGUCUUUUUGCCAAUCAUUCAUAAACAGUCUACAUUUUAACCAUUGCAUUCUUUUUGUAUUCUGUUCGGUUUUGUUUAUGUUUGCUCAUGUGACAAUAUCAGGGCCACAAACCUAUGUUAUAUGUAUUUUAUUUGUAAAUAUUCAUGAUGCAAAAAUUAAAGUUCUCGAAAUACG